AUGCCUUCAGGUGACGCAUGUCAACCACAAUCCACGGCCACGGAAAAUGAAAUAGAACAUAAUAAACUGAAAGAGAAAAUCCGAAAUCUAGAAAAAGCGCUAGAACAAGAAAAGAACAUAAAUACUAACUUAUUAAAUGAAAAAAAUAUGCUCAGUAAUAGACUCUUUAGAUAUAACAAUUUCAAGAACAGUGAUACAAAGAUAAAAUUAACCGGAUUACCUGAUAAUCACACAUUUGAGAUUCUGUCUACGUCAUUUGACAAACCUAAACAAUACUGGUCUUAUGACAAGAAGAUUUUAGAUGGAAAUUUUGGUAGACACACAGCUUUAUCACCACAAGGCGAGUUUUUCAUGUAUUUAUUGAGGCUACGACAAGAUUUUAGCGAAACCGUUCUUGCCUCUAUGUUCAAUGUUUCAAUAUCUACUGUUUCGUGUAUUUUGUCAACAUGGGCCUGUCACAAGAAAUUAAUAUUUUCAAAAAUUAAUAUGAACCCUUCAAUGGACAAAUUACAGACAUUAUGUCCCCCUGAUAUACUAAAAAUAUUCCCAAAAUGCGUUAUGAUUUUGGACUGUACAGAGUUUGAGGUCGAUGAGCCCAGUGAGCUCGAUAAACAGUCAGUAUUUUGGUCCGAGUAUUGGAGUCGUCAUACAGCAAAGGUAUUAGUUGGUUGCACUUUAUGGGGGUCAUUAUCUUUCAUCUCCGACUUGUUCCCCGGCAGUACAACAGACUUUGAGGUGUGCACAAAGUCGGGUUUAUUGGAUAACAUUAAAAAAGACGAGGUAUAA
Mytilus trossulus (common blue mussel) is the source of this 786-nucleotide messenger RNA. RefSeq lists its product as uncharacterized. Lineage: Eukaryota; Metazoa; Mollusca; Bivalvia; Mytilida; Mytilidae. The record is from RefSeq and is a predicted model, not a curated record. The transcript has a single exon. The coding region runs from base 1 to 786 and encodes 261 amino acids.